Anolis carolinensis (green anole) is the source of this 4318-nucleotide messenger RNA. Its product is annotated as zinc finger protein 135. Gene Ontology annotation, cellular component: nucleus. Gene Ontology annotation, biological process: regulation of transcription by RNA polymerase II. Lineage: Eukaryota; Metazoa; Chordata; Lepidosauria; Squamata; Anolidae. The transcript has 4 exons. Bases 280 to 1614 code for a protein of 444 amino acids. Gene Ontology annotation, molecular function: RNA polymerase II cis-regulatory region sequence-specific DNA binding; DNA-binding transcription factor activity, RNA polymerase II-specific. The record is from RefSeq and is a predicted model, not a curated record.
UUUUCUGUCAAAUUUGUUGUAAAACAUGAUGUUUUUGGUGCUUAAUUUGUAAAAUCAUAACAUAAUUUGACAUUUAUUGGCUUUUCCUUAAUCCCUUCUUAUUAUCCAACAUUUUUGCUUAUCCAACGUUCUGACGGCAAGUUUACAUUGGAUAAGCGAGAAUCUACUGUAACAGUAUCUUUACUUCAGUUGGAUAAGAGAGACUCUACUGUAUCUGCAUAUGCACGAAAAUGAGGAUUCUAUGGAGCCACCUCUUGAAUGCAAUAACAAAGGGAAAAAAUGAUCCAAGUAUCUAUAUUACAAUUAAACACCCAUAUCACUGUUGACAUGGAGGAGAAAGCAUAUAAAUGCCUGGAAUGUGGAAAGAGUUUCACUCGAAGGGAUUAUCUGCAGCAACAUCUAAGAACUCACACUGGGGAGAAACCUUACACAUGCCUGGAGUGUGGAAAGAAUUUCGCUCAGAGUGCAGAUCUACAUAAGCAUCAUAGGACUCACACUGGGGAGAGACCCUAUACAUGCCUGGAGUGUGGACAGAGCUUCUCUCAGAGUGGAACCCUACGUUCACAUCAAAGGACUCACACUGGGGAGAGACCUUAUACAUGCCUCGAGUGUGGAAAGAGCUUCACUCACAGUACAAGCCUACGUUCACAUCAAAGGAUUCACACUGGGGAGAAGCCUAAUACAUGCCUAGAGUGCGGAAAGGGCUUCAUUCAUAGUGCAAGUCUACGUUCACAUCAAAGGACUCACACUGGGGAGAAACCUUAUACAUGCCUGGAGUGUGGAAAGAGCUUUGCUCACAGUGCACAUCUACGUUCACAUCAAAGGGUUCACACUGGGGAGAAACCCUAUACAUGCCUGGAGUGUGGAAAGAAUUUCACUCAGAGUGCAGAUCUACAUAAACAUCAAAGGAUUCACACUGGGGAGAGACCCUAUACAUGCCUGGAGUGUGCAAAGAGCUUCACUGAGAAUGGAAAUCUACUUAGACAUCUAAGAACUCACACUGGGGAGAAACCUUAUGUAUGUCUGGAGUGUGGAUACAGCUUCGCUCAUAGUUCAGGUCUACGUUCACAUCUAAGGACUCACACCGGGGAGAAACCUUAUAAAUGCCUGGAGUGUGGAAAGAGCUUCACUCUUAGUUCAGGUCUACGCUCACAUCAAAGGAUCCACACUGGGGAGAAACCGUAUAAAUGUCUGGAGUGUGGAAAGAGCUUCAAUCUAAGUUCAAUUCUACGUUCACAUCAAAGGAUUCACACUGGGGAGAAACCCUAUACUUGCCUGGAAUGUGGACAGAGCUUCACUCAAUGUUCAAGUUUACAUUCACAUCGAAGGACUCACGCUGGCGAGAAAUCCUAUACGUGCCUGGAGUGUGGACAAAGCUUCACUCACAGUUCAAGUUUACGUUUACAUCAAAGGACUCACACUGGGGAGAAACCCUAUAAAUGCCUGGAGUGUGGACAGGGCUUCGCUCAGAGUGGAGAUCUACAUAGACAUCACAGAAUUCACACUGGGGAGAAACCCUAUACAUGCCUGGAGUGUGGAAAGAGCUUCACUCUAAAUUCAGGCUCUGUUGCUACUGCGACCUUCUCUUGUCAUGCUUUGGAACCUAGACCUUGAACCUUGGACUUGACUUGGGCCCUUCUAGAUCUUUUCAAAUGGAAAUAUUUUGGCGGAGGCCCCACCCACACUCCCCUUGUAAUAUAAAAGCCAGGAGGCGGGGACUGCGACUCAGUUCCUUUUUUUCCACUGCUUCAGCAGCUUUAGGAGCCUUUCUAGCGUCUUUGCAUUCCUUUUUGCCUUUAACGUUUUUUUUGACUCGGACUGCCCUAUACUUCCUUUGCCUUUUUGCUACCAUUUUUCCGGACCGUUUGACUACCCACUCGGGCUAUCCCCCUUCGGCUUGGUGACUCAAUUUUUUCCCCUUCAUUUCGCGGACCUCCAGAGGAUCCUUCAUUCUCGUUCAGGCCAGUCCCUCUCCCAACCAUGAGCACCACAUCCUUCUUUAAAAAGUGCGGGGCCUGUGGCGGAAAAUUACAAGAUUCGGACAGGCACCCUAUGUGCCUCCUCUGCCUAGGGGAAGACCACCUCCCACAAUUGUGCCAGAUCUGCCUGGGCUUUACCCCACAAGCCAGGCGGAAUAGAGAAUCCCGGCCUUGGCUCAAACUGUGUUGGAUGAUUCAACUCUGCCCUGGUUGAUUCACCACGGCCACAGGGUGUAUCUGUGUGUUGGGGGUUCGAGACCCUUUCUGCCGGAGGCGCCACUCACCCCGAUGGUGCCGGGCGGUGCGGAUGGCAGGCGCCACAAAGACCACGUCCCCAAGGGCUUCCAGGACCUGGUCUCGGAGCUGAAGGGGGUCCUGGAUGUCCUUCAGGUAUUCAUUGACAAUGAUGUGGUGGUGUUCGUGGGCAGUUUUCUAUAAUCAUAGAUUACAAUUAAUCAUGAGAGCAUACUAUCAGCCUAAGGCCUGUUUUAUAGGUGUCUCAUAAACCCAAACGAGGCCACGUGGCUACUGGUUUGAGCAUCAGCCUUUGACUUUGGAGAAUGGGGUUCGAAUCCCUGCUGUUCAGCCCUGGAAACCCAUUGCACAUAUGGAGAAACUAAGCAAGGAAGGUUUAUAUAUCUGUGGAAGUUCCUGGGUUGGGGGAAGAACUGUCUGUUGGAGGCCAGUGUGAAUGUUGUAAUUAAUCACCUUGAUUUGCAUUAAAUGGCCUCCCCAGCCUCACAUCCUAGCCUGGGGGGAAUCCUUUGUUCAGAGUCAUUAGCUGCUCCUGAUUGAUUCCUGUCUGGAAUUCCUCUGUUUUCAGAGUGCUGCUCCUUAUUUACUGCUCUGAUUUUGGAGUUCUCAUGAUCUCAGUCUCAUGAUUUCCUUCCCUGCCUCUUGUGAUCGGUGUCUCUGCCGCCAGACGAAUGCAUCUUGGCAACGCUAUUAGUAUCAGGGCGAAAUGUUGGCACCAGAAUAAAGGGUUCUUUCAUGUUAGUGACCUUGUUUGAUAAUACAAACUUGUAGUCUGAGUUUUUUUUGGGAGAAGGGAGGGAAGGAAGGCUGAAAAUGGACUGGGAUUUGUAUAUAGACUAGCUGUGCCCGGCCACGCGUUGCUGUGGUGAAGUAUAGUGGUAUGGGAAAUAAAGUAUUGAGGAAUUGGUGGUAGUUAAGGUAAAGGGUAAAGGUUUUACCUUAUAUUAAAUCCAUUAUAAAUGGGUUAUAUAGCUGUGUGGAAGGGCCUUGAGUCUACACUGCCAUUUAAUCCAGUUAAAAUCAGAUAAUCUGUAUUUUAUAGGCAGUGUGGAAGAGGCCUAAGUGAGGCCUAACUCUGCUUGUCCCCUGGGCUGAGUGGCCAUAUAUUCCAGUUAAAAUCAGAUAAUCUGUAUUUUAUAGGCAGUGUGGAAGAAGCCUAAGUGAGGCCUAACACUGCUUGUCCCCUGGGCUGAGUGGCCAUAUAAUCCAGUUAAAAUCAGAUAAUCUGUAUUUUAUAGGCAGUGUGGAAGAGGCCUAAGUGAGGCCUAACUCUGCCUGUCCCCUGGGCUGAGUGGGUUGCUAGGAGACCAAGUGGGCGGAGCUUAGCCUUCUAACUGGCAGCAAUUGGAUAAAAACAAUUAUUCCUCUCCCUCUAAUUAGGACUUUAUUUUUCUUUUUGUUGUAUGAACGUAGAGGCAUGGAUGACGGGUUGUGCUGCCAAGUUUAGUGUUUCUAGGAUUUGUAGUUUUGUUGUUUUGUCCUAGGCCAAAAUUUCAUUACUCUUUUUUAUAUAUAGAUUUCCCCGUUGCUGCCCUCUUGUAUAGGACAAAUGGGAGAUAUGAGUCAGGUUCCUGAAUUUUCUUGCUUUGCUUCUCUGUUUAUCUGGGGUAACCCCAUAUAGAAGAUGGAGUGGGCCUGUUUUCUGCUGCAUCAGACACCCGAUGGAUUCAAAUGUGUGCGAGUAUUUAGUGCUCUCUGGCUGAGAACUAUAUCAUAUUUGGACCUUCCUAGUCCAUACCAGCCCAGUGGUCAUCAUUUGACCAUAUAACCAACCUACACUGUGAACUCUAGUUGGCUGCUGUAAAUUAAUGUGGAUGUUUGUUUGGAUUUUAUGUUAUUAUAUAGUUUUGUUUGACUACAUGCAGUUUAAUUUAUUGAUGUUAGGUUUAAUUCACUGAUGUUAGGCUUUAAUUUAAUGUUAGGUUUUAAUGUUAUUUUUAUAUGCGGGGUUUCUCUGGGAUUUUAUGACAGUAUUGUUUGUUUAUGGAGGCAUUGAAUGUUUGCCAUUGUAUGUUGGAAUCCGCCCUGAGUUCCCUUGGGGAGAUAGGUCAGAAUACAAAUAAAGUUGUUUAUUAUUAUUAUUA